UGACCUCUCAUAAACUACUUGACCUUGAUUUUGGGGAGGAAUAUGAUGAUGAUGAAGAUGAUGAAACAAGUGAAGAGAUGUUUGAGCUGGAAUUUAAACAGCACAAGAGAGAUUAUUACAUGAACAAGCUCGACUAUGAAGCUGUUACUCUGGACGUACUCAAGGAUCAAGCAUAUGGUUAUGUUAGAGCUAUCCAGUGGAACUUGCAUUAUUAUUAUAAUGGAGUGGCAUCAUGGAGCUGGUUUUAUCCACACCAUUAUGCACCAUACAUUUCGGAUGUCAGAGACUUUUCAAACUUGAAUUUAGAGUACGAUUUAGGAAAACCAUUUUUACCUUUUCAACAGUUGUUGGCUGUUCUGCCUGCAGGCAGUAAAGAUCUGUUACCAAAAGCAUAUCAAGGGCUAAUGUGUAAUGAGAAUUCACCUCUAAAGGAAUUCUACCCUAGUGAGUUUAAAACUGACCUCAAUGGAAAAUUACAGGAAUGGGAAGCAGUGGUACUCAUCCCUUUUAUUGAUGAGAAGAAACUUCUUAGUAGUAUGGAACCAUUGAAAGAGCUUCUUACGGUUGAUGAAAAACAACGAAACAGACAUGGCCCUCAUCUUUUGUAUACAUACACAGAAGAGUCUCUUGGUACCUAUCCCUCAUCACUUCCUGCUCGGUUCCCAGAUAUUCAUGACAAUCAUGCUCAUUGUCAGGAAGUUCAUGAAGACACUUUUCAUUUACCCGCUAAUAAAAUAAAAAAAGGACUGUGUGAUGGGGUAAAGUUGGAUGUUUACAUCCCUGGGUUUCCAACAUUUAGACAUAUUGAACAUAAGGUUACACUAAGAAAUGAAAAAGUGAAAGUUUUCCAUAUGGUCAGUAGAAAUGACAAUAUGAUUGUGUCAAUUAAUAAAGACAUUUCCCAGAGUUUGGAAGAAGUGGCAGCUGAAUUUUGUGGCCAGUGUGUCUAUGUGUCCUGGCCACAUUUAGAGGAAGCUAAAGUGCUGUCAAUUUCUGAUGGUCAGUUUAGAUAUUCUUUAAGUGAUGGCAAAAGAGAAAAGGGGCAAUUAGUGAAGAAUGAAAUGAGUGAGGAAGAAACAUCCAUAUGGAGAAAGCAAGCUUCUUCAGUCAGUGAACAUUAUUUUGAACGUUUCGGAAUAUUAACCGGAAAUGUGGAGAUCCUUCUGCAUGUUGCAAAGUUGACUGGAAGAAAGUACAUCUGUGAGUCCAGUGGUAUGGUUACUUUGGAAAAACAAUGGUCACCUGUUGCUAGUGCUUUCCCCCUUCAGUGUAUUGUAAAGAACUUGGAAGUUCAGGCUCAGAACUUUAACCAGUUUACUUCAGUGGAAGAAAUGUUUACCCCUGGUACUUUGUGCUUCAUGCUAGGACAUCCACAUUAUGGCUGCAUGGGGGAGGUGAUUGAGACAAAUCUUGUACGAGAUAAAGGUCGUAUACGUAUAAAAUUUUCAAUCUCUCAAGAACCAGACUUGAAAAAUGUGAUAAGAAACAAAAAGAACUUAAUGACAGACCACUACAUGACAGGAUUUCAAGUUGCACAAAAGUUAGGGAUCAGCAGCCAUAUGUUAUCCAGGAUGACUGGUACUGUCUUUGUCCAGACAAAUUCCUUGGAAAGCAUGUCAGCAAAUAAGACCAAUGUAGGAUUAAAUCUCAAAUUCAACAAAAAGAAUGAAGAGAUUCCAGGCUACUCAAGGAAGAUUGACAACAUCUGGUUUUAUUCUGAGAAAGCAGUUGAAGUAAUGAAAGAAUAUAUAGAAAAAUUUCCUAUUUUGUUUGAGAGAAUAGUGUCUUAUAUCCAACAAGAUGUCAUACAUGUUGAUGAUUUAUUUCCAGAAGAAAAUGGACGGGAUUUGAUUCACCAGAUAUCAGCUUGGCUCAAAUCUCUUCCAUGUUCUAAAGUGGAACGUCAAAAGUGUGGAGCUGAAGUACUUGAUGAGCCAGUAGUGAAAGCCAUAGAAGAACUAGUAGACAAGUUUCAGGAUUACAACUCUGAACAAUUGAAGCAUAUUGUGAUGCAGGUUAAGCCUAAUUUACUGUAUCGACCCUUUUAUUGCCAUGGUUCGUCUGUCCCAGAUCCAAACUCUAAUUACAUGCUUUUUGAUCGAGUAAUCAAUGUGCGAGAAGGUUAUUCUGUGCCACUAGGUUUGCGGGGUACGGUCAUUGGGAUUCAUGAGGGAGAUAAAGUAACAGAUACUAUGUAUGAUGUGGUAUUUGAUAAGUCAUUUCCUGGAGGAAUAGGAAUCAGAUGCUCAGCUACAAGAGGGUAUAGAUUGCAAGCCUCAGCAUUGAUUAACCUUUCCCAUGGAAAUCGAUUUAAACUGACAACAGAAAAUGGUUUUUUGCAGUCCUUUAAAAAUGUUGAAGAAUCCUUGUUUGAUACAGUUUUAAAUGAAAAACCUAUGACAGAGACCUUUAAGGAGAAAAAAAAGAAUUACAAAUUUCAGGGAGAAGGAAAUUUGGAUUCCUUGUAUAAUUGUAGAAGACCUCAAGAAAUACACCAUCUGUCUACUCAAACCAUAGAGCAAAGUAUCCCAUUUCAGUAUCAUCAUGCACUUUCACCAUCUUCCAAUCCCAUCUCAUGUUAUACUGGUCAAAACAUGCAACAUAAGCAUUGGCAGACAAGCCACUGUCCAUCCAUAAGACAGCCACCUUUCUACAAUCAAAUUUACAAUGUUUACACUUGUGACCCAAGUCAGUCAUCCUUUCCACCAUCUAUGGCUACCAGGGAUUUCAGGACCCAAGAUGGAGUUCCUGUAGACUUUGUUACACCAGUCUUUGGCAAGCAUCAGGGUACUAUGAUAGGGUACAGGGAUACAGUUGGCUAUGAAAGAGUUUCCAGUGGAGGUAGAGAAUCCGAAAACACUGAAUUAAGCAAGUAGCAUCAAAAUUGUUAUC
Molecule: messenger RNA, 2892 nt
Organism: Limulus polyphemus (Atlantic horseshoe crab)
Lineage: Eukaryota; Metazoa; Arthropoda; Merostomata; Xiphosura; Limulidae
Product: 5'-3' exoribonuclease 1-like
Exons: 22
Biological process (GO): nuclear-transcribed mRNA catabolic process; rRNA catabolic process
Cellular component (GO): nucleus
Molecular function (GO): 5'-3' RNA exonuclease activity; RNA binding
Source: RefSeq, a predicted model, not a curated record